UGAGACGGUGUUAAAUUGUAAACACUGGCAAACUCGGCGACUGCUGUCCUAACGUUGGGAUGGAAAUAUAAGGUUGACAUCCAGGUGUGGGACCAAAUAUUAUUCUUCGGUGCAUGGACGCAAAGCCAAUGCGCAGGGCCACCAGUGCACGCCAAGACGCCACGGGAAUGGACAUCACCAGUCGCUGCACCCUGGGGGACCCCAACAAACUUCCCGAAGGGGUCCCCCAGCCCGCGCGCAUGCCGUACGUCUCAGACAAGCACCCUCGUCAGACCCUGGAGGUGAUCAACCUGCUGCGAAAACACCGUGAGCUGUGUGAUGUGGUGCUGGUGGUGGGCGCCAAAAAGAUCUAUGCUCAUCGUGUCAUCCUGUCUGCCUGCAGUCCCUACUUCAGGGCCAUGUUUACUGGAGAGCUGGCAGAGAGCAGGCAGACGGAGGUGGUUAUCCGUGACAUUGAUGAGAGGGCCAUGGAGCUUCUCAUUGAUUUUGCCUACACCUCGCAGGUUACAGUAGAGGAGGGGAAUGUGCAGACCUUACUCCCCGCUGCCUGUCUGCUCCAGCUCGCUGAGAUCCAGGAGGCCUGCUGUGAGUUCCUCAAGAGGCAGCUGGACCCAUCCAACUGUCUGGGCAUCAGGGCGUUUGCAGACACGCACUCCUGCCGUGAGCUGCUUAGGAUUGCCGACAAGUUCACCCAGCACAACUUCCAGGAGGUGAUGGAGAGUGAGGAGUUCAUGCUGUUGCCGGCUAACCAGUUGAUUGACAUCAUCUCCAGCGAUGAGCUCAACGUGCGUAGCGAGGAACAAGUUUUCAACGCUGUGAUGGCCUGGGUGAAAUACAGCAUUCAGGAGCGUCGACCUCAAUUACCACAGGUCCUGCAGCAUGUCCGCCUGCCGCUACUCAGCCCCAAGUUCCUGGUGGGCACCGUCGGUUCAGACCCUCUCAUCAAGAGUGAUGAAGAAUGCAGAGACUUGGUUGAUGAAGCGAAGAACUACCUGCUGCUACCACAGGAGAGACCUCUAAUGCAAGGCCCCAGGACCCGGCCUAGGAAACCCAUCCGCUGUGGUGAAGUUCUCUUUGCAGUUGGUGGCUGGUGUAGCGGGGAUGCCAUUUCCAGUGUGGAGCGUUACGAUCCUCAGACCAACGAGUGGCGAAUGGUGGCGUCCAUGAGCAAGCGGCGAUGCGGUGUUGGUGUCAGCGUUCUUGACGACUUGCUCUAUGCCGUGGGAGGUCACGAUGGCUCAUCCUACCUCAACUCAGUGGAAAGAUAUGACCCUAAGACCAACCAGUGGAGCAGUGAUGUGGCUCCUACCAGUACAUGUCGAACCAGUGUGGGCGUGGCUGUACUUGGGGGAUAUCUGUAUGCUGUGGGCGGACAGGAUGGGGUCUCCUGUCUUAACAUAGUUGAAAGGUACGACCCGAAAGAGAACAAGUGGACACGAGUGGCCUCCAUGAGCACCAGGAGACUGGGGGUAGCUGUGGCUGUGUUGGGGGGCUUCCUCUACGCUGUGGGAGGGUCUGAUGGGACCUCACCCCUGAACACAGUGGAACGCUAUAACCCUCAGGAGAACCGCUGGCACACUGUCUCCCCCAUGGGCACGAGGAGGAAGCACCUGGGCUGUGCCGUCUACCAGGACAUGAUCUACUCCGUAGGUGGGAGAGACGACACCACCGAGCUGAGCAGUGCCGAGAGAUACAACCCCAGAACCAAUCAGUGGUCUCCUGUAGUGGCAAUGACCUCCAGGCGGAGUGGGGUGGGCCUUGCUGUGGUAAAUGGUCAGCUGAUGGCAGUGGGCGGGUUUGACGGGACAACGUAUCUUAAAACUAUAGAAGUCUAUGACCCCGACGCCAACACGUGGAGGUUGUAUGGAGGAAUGAACUACCGCCGACUAGGAGGAGGGGUGGGCGUCAUUAAAAUGACUCACUGUGAAUCCCACAUAUGGUAACAUCCGCUCCCUCCACCCAUCGCCGCCAUGCUGGAACAGAUGCCUCCUUUCACUGAUCCUGUAUGUCGGGCCGUUUCAUCAUUCAGUCCCCUAAAUGCACUAGUCACAGAAAAAAGGCCACUAGUGUUUAUUUUUCGCUGACAUUUACCAGUCGCUACUGUAUGUUUACUAGUUCCUAAAAAUAGCUACGAGGUCCAAUUUCAUAGCUACUUAUCACAAAUUUUGUUGCAACUAGUCACUCUUCUGUUUGAACAUGUAAUAAUUUGAUAAGGACAGGUAACUGUUUUAUAUUUGUCACUCAUUUCUUUUUACAUGCAACUUUUCUUAUUAGUUAAAAAUCAAGCAAGUUUUAACCAAACCCUAUUGGGCUACGCUGUUAUAAAGGUUUUAAUUGGCUCUAGAUUCUUAUCCAUUUCUACUAGUCACUGUGCAUUAGUUACUAGUAACUAUACAGUCUACUACUACUAACUAUAUGAUAACGAUUGGUUAGUCUAACUUGGACUUGUCACAUUUUCGUCAUUGCUAAUGGAUAAUGAAUAAUGACUAGUGGUAUUUUGAUAAAGUCCAAUUAUUAUUUAUCAUUAAGAUAUUUUCAUUGUCAUUUUAUUUUACUGGACAUGUUUUAGAUACUAGCAAUUGAUAAUGACAUCUCAGAACUGCAAAAUUUAGAAAAAUUACUGGUAAUUGUGAAGUAAGUUCGAGUACUUAUCAAAUUAUUACUGGUAAAAACAGAAAAGUGACUGGUAAAAAAAAAAGUGAUUAGUGCCCGUUGAAUGGGAACAAAAACUUUAUUUGAAAUUAAAAUUGUCACAAGAUGGCAGAAAAGUGAGUAGCCAGCAACUUAAUAAGAACUAGUGGAACUAGUGGUUAAUGAUCAUGGGACUGGU
This is a messenger RNA of Lampris incognitus (smalleye Pacific opah), 2830 nucleotides long. It is a transcript of the gene klhl20, whose product is annotated as kelch-like family member 20. Gene Ontology annotation, molecular function: protein binding. The record is from RefSeq and is a predicted model, not a curated record. The coding region runs from base 114 to 1943 and encodes 609 amino acids. Lineage: Eukaryota; Metazoa; Chordata; Actinopteri; Lampriformes; Lampridae. The transcript is spliced from 14 exons.